This is a messenger RNA of Balaenoptera musculus (blue whale), 1092 nucleotides long. Its product is annotated as olfactory receptor 226-like. Gene Ontology annotation, molecular function: olfactory receptor activity; G protein-coupled receptor activity. NCBI's taxonomy places the organism in Eukaryota, Metazoa, Chordata, Mammalia, Artiodactyla, Balaenopteridae. The record is from RefSeq and is a predicted model, not a curated record. Gene Ontology annotation, cellular component: membrane. Gene Ontology annotation, biological process: G protein-coupled receptor signaling pathway.
AUGCACGUGGAGGGUCGCAGGGAACACGACAGUCCUGGGAUGCGGAGCCGAACACGCCUGCAGAACGUGAGUCCCUCUGAGCGCUCAGGACCAGGUAAGGAGCCGCGUCUGCCAGGCCCCUGCCCCAGAGAACUGUCGGGCGCCCCAUGCCAGGUCACGUCUGCAGGGGCCAACCACUCGGAGGUGACUGAGUUCAUCCCGGUGGGUCUCCCGGGCUCCCUGGGCCUGCACGUGUGCCUGCUGGUGGUGCCCCUGCUGGCCUACCUGCUGCCCGUCACCGAGAGCCUGCUCGCCGUCGCCGUGAUCCACGCCAGCCCCGCACUGCACAAGCCCGUGUACGGCUUCCUCAGCAUAUCCUUCCUGGAGGUGUGGUACAUCUCCGUCACGGUGCCCAAGAUGCCGCUCAGCCUGGCGGCGCCCGAGUUCCGCCGCAUCUCCUUCGCGGGCUGCAUGGUGCAGCUGUACUUCUUCCUGGCACUGGCCUGCUCAGGGUGCGCGCUCCUAGGCGUCAUGGCCUACGACCGCCACGUGGCCAUCUGCAGCCCGUGGCGCUACCCAGCCAUCGUGAGCCCCGGCCUCUGCAGCCUCCUGGCCGCUGGCCCCUGGCUCUCGGGCUUCACCACCUCCGUGGGGAAGGUCUUCUUCAUCUCGCGCCUGGGCUACUGCGGCCCCAACGUCGUGAACCACUUCUUCUGUGACGUGUCCCCCCUGCUGAGCCUGGCGUGCUCCCACAUGUCCCUGGCGGAGCUCGUGGACUUCCUCCUGGCACUGCUCAUCCCGCUGGGGCUGCUGCCGCUCACCGUCUCCUCCUACACCGCCAUCAAGCGCACCCCAUCCGCCGCCAGCUGGCACGAGGCCUUCUCCACCUGUGCCUCGCACCUGGCCGUGGUGGUCGUCUUCUACUCGGCCUCCCUCUUCAUCUACACCUGGCCUCGCGCCAUCUACUCCUUCAACCUCCACAAGCUGGUGCCCGUGGUCUAAGUGCUCACGCCUCUGCUCAACCCCAUCAUCUGCUGCCUGCGGAACCAGGAGGUCAAGGAGGCCUUGCACACGGUGGUGCAGAGGGCGGCCCAGACCCCACCAACACGGUGA